Messenger RNA from Linum trigynum, 204 nucleotides. The record is from the annotation of a GenBank genome assembly. Lineage: Eukaryota; Viridiplantae; Streptophyta; Magnoliopsida; Malpighiales; Linaceae.
AUGAAAAACACUUACCAAUGUGGUUCAAUCCCACUGACAUCUUUUGUGUGCCAAGCAAUUCCUGGGACUCGGUCUCUCAUAGUUUUGCUAAUUGCGGUCAUGAUGAUGGAUGUUGUGUUUUUAGGAUAUACAGGGAAUGUUUUUCCGAGAUUUUAUAUUACACCUGGUUCUUUGUUUGUAGCUAUGAUUGUGAUGCUCCAGUGA